Messenger RNA from Eubalaena glacialis (North Atlantic right whale), 814 nucleotides. RefSeq names its product complement C1q like 3 (gene C1QL3). Gene Ontology annotation, molecular function: protein binding. The record is from RefSeq and is a predicted model, not a curated record. The transcript has 2 exons. Lineage: Eukaryota; Metazoa; Chordata; Mammalia; Artiodactyla; Balaenidae. Bases 47 to 814 code for a protein of 255 amino acids.
GGGCAGCAGGAGGCGCCUGAUCGCCGCCGGGGCGCUGGGGGUGGUGAUGGUACUUCUGCUGGUCAUCCUCAUCCCGGUGCUGGUGAGCUCGGCCGGCACGUCGGCGCACUACGAGAUGCUGGGCACCUGCCGCAUGGUCUGCGACCCGUACGGGGGCACCAAGGCGCCCAGCACGGCCGCCACGCCCGACCGCGGCCUCAUGCAGUCCCUGCCCACCUUCAUCCAGGGCCCCAAAGGCGAGGCAGGCCGGCCCGGGAAGGCGGGCCCGCGGGGGCCCCCCGGUGAGCCCGGGCCGCCGGGCCCCGCGGGCCCCCCGGGCGAGAAGGGCGAGCCCGGCCGCCAAGGCCUGCCGGGCCCUCCCGGGGCGCCCGGCCUGAACGCGGCCGGGGCCAUCAGCGCCGCCACCUACAGCACGGUGCCCAAGAUCGCCUUCUACGCCGGCCUCAAGCGGCAGCACGAAGGCUACGAGGUGCUCAAGUUCGACGACGUGGUCACCAACCUCGGUAACCACUACGAUCCCACCACGGGCAAGUUCACCUGCUCCAUCCCGGGCAUCUACUUCUUCACCUACCACGUCCUGAUGCGCGGAGGGGAUGGCACCAGCAUGUGGGCCGAUCUCUGCAAAAACAACCAGGUGCGUGCUAGCGCGAUCGCCCAAGACGCUGAUCAGAAUUACGACUAUGCGAGCAAUAGUGUGGUUCUUCAUUUGGAGCCAGGAGACGAAGUCUACAUCAAAUUAGAUGGUGGGAAAGCCCACGGAGGAAACAACAACAAAUACAGCACAUUUUCUGGAUUUAUUAUCUAUGCUGACUGA